Messenger RNA from Neoarius graeffei (lesser salmon catfish), 573 nucleotides. It is a transcript of the gene nfatc2ip, whose product is annotated as nuclear factor of activated T cells 2 interacting protein. The record is from RefSeq and is a predicted model, not a curated record. Gene Ontology annotation, biological process: cytokine production; positive regulation of transcription by RNA polymerase II. NCBI's taxonomy places the organism in Eukaryota, Metazoa, Chordata, Actinopteri, Siluriformes, Ariidae.
AUGAUAAAACCUGAAGAUAUUCCAGACUUUAGUGACUGUCCCUCAGAAAGAAAUGACUUCUAUGACGAUGGCGACGACAUUAUCAUUUCUUCUGAGAAUAAACAGAGAACUGCCCGAGAGAUCUCACUUAAAUUUCGCUGGUGAAUGGAUGUUCACAAAAUUCCAGUGCUUUCAACAGAUACGCUGAGCAAGGCUGUAGCUCAGUUAUCUGUCAAACUUAAAGUCCCACCCUCUAAAAUACUUCUCAUGAGGAAUGGUGAUGAGCUUUCUGUUCACUUAAGUGCAUUUGUGUUUGCGCUAUCAUACUGUCUUGCGAUAACCGACAAAUUAGAUAAAAGCAGCUGUGAUGUCAUCGCUCCACGACUGCAGGGCAAUGAAAAAGGAUCUGCAAAGAAAUAUUCCUUACAUAAGGAUGCUCUUCUGGGUUCCAUCCUGUCACAGUACACUUCAGGUCUGUCUGCUGCUGCUAAGCACAAGGUCAAAUUCCUCUUUGAUGGAUUAAAGGUGAAGCAUAGCCAGGCACCUUCACAGCUGGAUAUGGAGGAUGGUGACAUCAUUGAAGUCUGGGCUUGA